CGGUGUAGCAAAACUGGCAAUUGUCGACACCUCGACGGAUACCCUCAAGAACGAGCUUCUUAUUAUUAAUAACAGUGAGCUCUUUAAGCAAUGUCACCAAGUCAUUGCAAGCCCAGAAACCUGCUUCCCAGUCCGCUACAACCCGAGAGCCAAGACCGUUGCGACCUAGACGUGUACUCCGUCUUUUGGCGAUUCCACGCGCGGCCCGAUUGGCAUCACCCCGGUCCGGCAACAACCGAAUCCCACUCGUGACAAUCAUUUCCCACGUAUUUUCGCCACGGCAAGACUCGAACCCAGUCAGUUCUUCAGCGAGCGUAAUAGCGGAGUGAUGUUCGAUGGCGAGGGACAGCGCACGCGUCUUCAGUCGGAAGCAAGUGAAAGUCCGUUCAGCGGCGGAAUCUGCAGACACUUGGCAACAAUGUAUACAGACGUGGGGAUGACGACAGUCGAGUGUGUCCGGUGGCUGUGUGGGUGGAUGAUCCUGGUGUACGCGCUGACAUGUUGUGCGUGGUUCGCAUGGCAAGCUUACUCCGUUCCGAUAGUGGGUAUCCUCACGGGGGUCAUUGGUUUGCUCGCAUGUCAGCGGCUACACGAACUAGACUACAAAGCUUACGUACUUGUCUUCAUGGCGUUGAAUUAUGCACAAGUAGCGCAAGUCAUUUAUCUAGCAUUUAUUACACUUUCUACAGAGCUCGCGACGAAAUGCAAAGAUGACUGUGCGAGCACCGAAACCAAGGCGGUCUUCAUUUGGUGA
This is a messenger RNA of Phytophthora infestans T30-4, 754 nucleotides long. RefSeq lists its product as uncharacterized. NCBI's taxonomy places the organism in Eukaryota, Oomycota, Peronosporomycetes, Peronosporales, Peronosporaceae. The coding region runs from base 419 to 754 and encodes 111 amino acids. The transcript is spliced from 2 exons. The record is from RefSeq and is a predicted model, not a curated record.